UCUUCGCUGAAUUGUAUUCUUUGUCAGCACUCCACCCUUGCCACUCCUUGAAAGCAAGUCGACCAGAAGAGAGGUAUAGCUACCUGAGAUCCAGAGAAAUUUGCUUCUAUCUUCAAUUUUGCCGGAUCUAUCCCAAUUUCUAAAGAUGGCAGCUAACUUAUUGUUUUCCGAAGAUCAAAUAAAAGGAAUCCGGGAAAAAUUCUCCACAUUUGACACGGAUAAAAAUGGCACCAUCUCUUGUAGGUUCUUGAUUGAGGCGUUAAUGACAGUGGGUGGUUACCUUAAACAGACCAGGGAUAGGGAUUGGGAUUCUGGGCUUGACGAAAUAAUCAAUAAGUUUCAAUCUGAUCGUAAGUUCGAAGGGGAGGAGACUAUUGAAUUUUCUGAGUUUUUGACGAUGGUAGCAGAACAGACAACGAAUACUACUAGACUGAGUCAAUACUAUGCAGCUUUCGCCGCCGCUGACAAGAAUGGCGACAGAGUCCUCAGUGCUGACGAGUUGCAUAAAGCGCUUUCAACCGCUGAUCCACCGAUGACGAAGGAGGAUAUCGAUGCAUUGUUCAACAAAGCCGACCUUAAUAAGGACGGUAAAAUCAACAUGUACGAAUUCAUUCUUGCGAUAAAGGCUUCUUUUGAAGAUGAUAAAUGAUUCUACUUCAACAUCGACAACUUGUCCUUUUUAUUCUUCUUGAGGAAUAUGUGGGAGAGGGCGAUAUAAUCGUCUCGCAUCAUUUUUCUUCUCUUCAUUUCAUUAUGUUCCGGUGAUUUUUUUUUGAGCCGUCACUUUUUGAUUUGUUUCAUUUCUCUUUUUUUCAAAGAGUGGCUCGAAUUCCACUUCACUUUAUUUCUUUACAUUUUUCAUAAUACCGUGGGUGCUCUUAAAAAUGUUUGUGUACUCCUUCCGGGAAUAAAUGUUGCGUUUUUUCUUCAUCUGAAAGCCAACUAUUGGUAUCGCAUUAUUAUGAUACCUUUGACAUCAUGAUUUUGUUUAUUCGUUUUUUAAUUGUAUCAUUAGUCAUCGUGAUUGUGGUUAGGAUGGAGGUCGACUAACACCAAAAGUCCGAAAAGUGACAUGGUACACAAGGGAGAAGAGGAAUUUAACUUGUUUAAUUCUUGAUAGGCGGUAAAAGCACUUAUCUUACAUUACUUUAAUGGUCUUUCAUGUGGAUGUGUCGUGGGUCAUUCACUUGACUCAUUGAAUUAAAUUGAAUGGUUUAUUGAGCAUACUGAUAUUGGCAGCACGAAGGCUGAAUUAUAUUUGUUUAACAGUAAUGCACGUGAAACAAAAAGCAAUGUUACAAUAAUUACUACAUAACACUUGCGAGAAUACAGUCAAAGAUUAAAUUAAUUAGAUGUAUAAGUAUAUAUAGUUAUGUUUUGUGUUUGUUUAUACGGAAAAUGAAACCAAACCAAACCAAUCCAAGGCUUAAGAGCCCGGCACUAAGUUACGUCAUUAUUUUGGCAAGGCAUUAAUAUACAUUCGCCACUCUCCACCCAGGUGUAAAUGGGUACCCGGUAAUCGCUAGGGUAUGUUGCAGGGCCCGUAGGAAGAUUAGUAUUAAUACUGAUGUUGCUACCCUGAGUUAACAAAAUUGAUAUUUCUAUUAUUAUUAUUAUUGUUAUUAUUAUUAUACGGCAAUAUCACUUACAGUAAAGUGGAGUAAAUGGGUGUAUGUAAACAAUUAUAUAUGGUGCAAUUUAUAAUCAUGCAAUGUUCACUAAAUAUAAAUCGACUAAAUAAUACUCUGAUAUUACUACUCUCCAUUUUGUUUGUUGUCUUGAAAAUGGAUUUUCAUAGUAGUGUUGGGAAAUGUACAUCCUUAAUUCAUGUAGUUUUUUUGCUGUAAAGAAUAAAUCAUGUAUUUAAACAAAUA
Messenger RNA from Strongylocentrotus purpuratus (purple sea urchin), 1874 nucleotides. Its product is annotated as calcium-binding protein SPEC 1A. NCBI's taxonomy places the organism in Eukaryota, Metazoa, Echinodermata, Echinoidea, Camarodonta, Strongylocentrotidae. The transcript has 5 exons. The coding region runs from base 146 to 649 and encodes 167 amino acids. The record is from RefSeq and is a predicted model, not a curated record. Gene Ontology annotation, cellular component: cytoplasm. Gene Ontology annotation, molecular function: calcium ion binding.